Prionailurus viverrinus (fishing cat) is the source of this 855-nucleotide messenger RNA. It is a transcript of the gene PSMB11, whose product is annotated as proteasome subunit beta 11. The transcript has a single exon. Gene Ontology annotation, cellular component: proteasome core complex. Bases 1 to 855 code for a protein of 284 amino acids. The record is from RefSeq and is a predicted model, not a curated record. NCBI's taxonomy places the organism in Eukaryota, Metazoa, Chordata, Mammalia, Carnivora, Felidae. Gene Ontology annotation, molecular function: threonine-type endopeptidase activity.
AUGGCCCUGCAGGAUGUGUGCAAGUGGCAGGCCCCCAACACCCAGGGACCAUCACCUCACCUGCCUCAGCCUGGGGCCUGGGCUGUGCCCCCAGGCUGUGAUCCUCAAACCUUCUUGCAGAUCCAUGGUCCCAGGCUGGCCCAUGGCACCACCACCUUGGCCUUCCUCUUCCGGCAUGGAGUCAUCGCUGCUGCUGACACACGUUCCUCCUGCGGCAACUAUGUGGAGUGUCCAACCUCACGCAAGAUCAUCCCUGUGCACCAGCACCUCCUGGGCACCACCUCUGGCACCUCGGCCGACUGUGCCGUAUGGUACCGCGUGCUACGACGGGAGCUGCGGCUUCGGGCACUGAGGGAGGGUCAGCUGCCCAGCGUGGCCGGUGCCGCCAAGCUCUUGUCGACCAUGAUGUCCUGCUACCGGGGCCUGGAUCUGUGUGUGGCCACGGCCCUGUGUGGCUGGGACCGCUCUGGCCCUGCCCUCUUCUAUGUCUACAGUGACGGCACCCGCCUGCAAGGGAACAUCUUCUCCGUGGGUUCUGGAUCUCCCUAUGCCUAUGGUGUGCUAGACCGCGGCUACCGCUAUGACAUGACCCCACAGGAAGCCUAUGCCCUGGCUCGCUGUGCCGUGGCCCACGCCACCCACCGCGAUGCCUACUCCGGGGGUUCUGUAGACCUUUUCCACGUGCGGGAGAGUGGAUGGGAGUAUGUGUCACGCAACGAUGCCUGUGUGCUGUACUCGGAACUGCAGAAGCUUCCAGAGCCAGACAAGGAAGAGGAGGAGGCCAGCCGGGACCAUCCGGAGCCCGCCAGCCGGCACAGAGACUCUAGGAUGCCCGCAGAGACUGAGAUUCUCUGA